UCUCCUCAGGGCACUGCUUCGCCUAUCUGCGACGCGAGUAGCGGCAGCCGGGUCGAGACUCUGUCUCGCUUGGGUGAACACUGGGUACCUUUACAGGCGGUCGCAUUCGCAGUCACUACUGAUCCAUUUAUGCGCCGCGGUCAUUACUGGAUGUGUCUGGGGCUCAAUCUACCCUUCCUUGGCCCGCAGAUCAGCAACAUCAGCGAAUUUAUUCGAACGCAACUUUGGCUUGAUUUGGACUUGGGAAUAUUC
This is a messenger RNA of Mycena citricolor, 252 nucleotides long. The record is from the annotation of a GenBank genome assembly. NCBI's taxonomy places the organism in Eukaryota, Fungi, Basidiomycota, Agaricomycetes, Agaricales, Mycenaceae.